AUGGCGUCUGGCAGCGGCCUCAGCUCGGGCGAGGUGGAGCUAGCUCUGGCGAUGGAGGGCCAGGCUGUGGCGGCUCGUGGCUCCGGCGGGCAGAGUCGCACGCGCCGACGCCGCUUCACCCACUCCGCCACGCCGCCGCGCCGCCAUCCCGUCGCAGAGCCGCCGUCCCACCGCGCCGCCAUCCCGUGCGACCCGCCGAGCCGUGCCCCCAUCCCGCUGUCCCUCCGCGCCGCCGACACGCCGUCCGCCCGAGCCGCCCCGCCGCUCCGGCCACGCUGCGCCGGCCCGCCCAGGCCGCGACGCACCGGCCUGCGCAGGCCGCGCCCCGGCCGCGCCCCCGUCCGCCUGAGCCGCUCCGGCCACACCACGCCGGCCCGCCCAGGCCGCGCCCCGGCCGCGCCGCGCCGCCCCAGUUACACCGCGUGGCCCGCCACUGGAGCGUCCCCGACCCGAGGAGGGCCUCGGCCGGACUCCGGUCGCCCCAGCCGCCGCCGUCGUGCUCCUCCCAACGGGAGAAGGGGUUAG
This is a messenger RNA of Panicum virgatum (switchgrass), 525 nucleotides long. RefSeq names its product translation initiation factor IF-2-like. The record is from RefSeq and is a predicted model, not a curated record. The coding region runs from base 1 to 525 and encodes 174 amino acids. Lineage: Eukaryota; Viridiplantae; Streptophyta; Magnoliopsida; Poales; Poaceae. The transcript is spliced from 2 exons.